Neurospora tetraspora is the source of this 2010-nucleotide messenger RNA. RefSeq lists its product as uncharacterized. The coding region runs from base 1 to 2010 and encodes 669 amino acids. NCBI's taxonomy places the organism in Eukaryota, Fungi, Ascomycota, Sordariomycetes, Sordariales, Sordariaceae. The record is from RefSeq and is a predicted model, not a curated record. Gene Ontology annotation, molecular function: protein binding. The transcript has 3 exons.
AUGGAUCUCGAGCAGACGUUUAUGACUAUUCACAACCUGACAGCAGAGGCGAACAUCCUUUUCGCGUCCGACUCCAUCCUCGACAUUCUUGGCUAUCAUCCAGACGAGGUCAAGGGGAAAUCUUGCUUUGACCACUUUCAUCCAGAUGACGUGGCACUAGCCCGCCGUGUCCAUCAGGAGGGCGUGCUGCUCGAUAAGGCAGCUGUUCUGCACUAUACCAGAAUCGCCUCGAGAGAUGGCAAGUGGAUUAACUGCGAAUGUUGUUUUACCGUCGUCCACGAUGUGCUGGUGGCGAGCACAAGCAUCUACCGAGGUGGUCUGAAAAGCGAGAGGAGAAAGCUGGAUGCGCCGCAUAUUGAGCGCAUAUUCUCAUCAGCACCCCGAGACCCCAGGUACCAUAUGCUCGAGCACAUGUCGCCCAAGUUCACCAUGCCUCCAGCGGGCCGCGAACCUCGUGCGGCGCUCAUCCUCAACCGUUUCACUCGGAACCUCAGCAUCAUGUUCGCCACUAACGCAGUCGAGUCUAUCCUUGGAAUAAGCCCAGAGGAGAUCAAGGACAAGCCUUUCUAUGAGUGCAUUCAGGAGAACUGUUUACAGGAAGCUAUUCAGGUUUUAGAGAGUGCAAAGGCCAACGAGUCGAUUGCAUAUCUUCGCUUUUGGUUUCGGGAUCCACGCAUAGGCACAGAUGGUCAGGACGAUGACGAGGACCUAGAGGACGAGGACGAAGAUGAAGACGAGUCAGAUCAGGAAUAUGACGAGGACGAUGAUGAGGUGGAAUAUUUGGGAAGUAGAGCUAAAGGUUCAAAAGGCAGGGUCGUCAGACAGGACCAUGACCAGAUGGAUAUUGACGACAAGCCGUCAGGAGGGGAAGGAAGGGGCGAAGCGGAAAAAGAAAGAGACCGUCGACCCUCCGGUUUUGAGCUGGAGGCAGUUGUGUCCUGUACUUCGGACGGGCUUGUCGUGGUGCUCCGAAGAGCACGGCCACAGGUCCCCGAGCACGUACCUCAACCAGUACCAGUUUUCACUUACGAGAACGGCCUCUUCGCUGCGCCAUGGGGUCUCCGUCCAAUUGAGCCUUCUGUGCCGCCAGAACUCAUACACAUCUUCAGACCCCCCCUAUUACCCCAGCACAUGCCGCUUAAAGAAAACGUGAGGGCAGCCGGUGGCCCACCGAUGGACCAGCUGAUGCGGUCCAUUCGCGAUGUCGCAGUCUUUGCUUGGGCCCUGGUGGGCAUCAACGGCAAUAUUGCAAACUACGCACACGGUUUCCCGAGAGAUGAGGGAUCGCAGCAGCCGCCGGCGGAUGGUCGGUAUCAAGGGAGGCGAGACAGUCGAGCAUUGAAUCACCACCUCGAAAACUGCAGGGAAUAUUACAACCCCAACAACGGACGGUCUCUCGCGGCGGCGGCGGCAAGGGCAUCGUCCCCGCUGGAAUAUCCCCCAGGGCAACAAGCGCUCCCGAGCGGUAGUGGAAGCGGAAGCGGGUGUACGUGUCGUGGUGCUGGUGCUGGUCCUGCAUCAGCCCAACGUCAACACACGCCGGGAGUGUAUCCCUAUGCACCACCACCGGCACCACAGCAACAACAACACGGAUUCGAGUCACGACCAGAAUAUCGAUCCCAAUCAGGGACAGUCUUUUGCCGUGGUGCUCUACAGCAGCCAAGCGAGGAAUCUGGUGCAUCGCCUGUACCAUCACCAUCCUCUUCUUCUUCAAUCAUGCAACAGCAGCUGGAGCAGCAGCAGCGUUACCACCGUGCUUUUCAUUCUCCAUCUCCGAUGUUGUCUCCUCGUCAAGCAGCUGCCCCUGAAUCCGAAUAUGCUCCCGCUCCCGCUCCCGCUCCCGCUCCCCCAAGACACGACCUACCACCCGAGCCUUGGACGGCUGAGGCGGCUGCGAGAGCAGCUUCGAGAGCUUCAUCGGCAGCAGCGGCGACGGCUAGCCCGACGACGACGCAGGCGGCGCCGGAUGGGAAUGAGAUGAGAAGGAAUUCGAGGUUUUUGUGGCAGUAA